Sorghum bicolor (sorghum) is the source of this 2410-nucleotide messenger RNA. RefSeq lists its product as uncharacterized. The record is from RefSeq and is a predicted model, not a curated record. Gene Ontology annotation, molecular function: nucleic acid binding; RNA-DNA hybrid ribonuclease activity. Lineage: Eukaryota; Viridiplantae; Streptophyta; Magnoliopsida; Poales; Poaceae. The coding region runs from base 1358 to 2410 and encodes 350 amino acids. The transcript has 2 exons.
UUAGUCCUCCCUAAAAUCAUUUCCGAAGAGCAGUCUGCAUUUGUCCCUGGUAGGAUAAUUUCUGAUAAUAUAAUUGCUGCAUAUGAAUGCCUACAUUUUAUGCGAACAAAUGGCACAAAGAGGAAUGGCUAUUGUGCUCUCAAACUUGAUAUGUCUAAGGCUUAUGAUCGAGUGGAGUGGCCAUAUUUAUUUGCCAUCAUGGAGAGGUUGGGAUUCAGUAAGAAAUGGAUUGAUGUAAUCAUGAAAUGUGUAACCUCAGUAUCUUUCUCAGUUCUUUUCAAUGGAGAAAUAUUAGAACAGUUCAAACCAUCCAGAGGAAUUAGACAAGGUGAUCCAAUUUCUCCAUACUUGUUUCUUAUUUGUGCUGAAGGCUUAUCAUGUAUUCUAAAUAACAAUAGCAAUCAGGAGAGGGGAAUUACAUUAGCUAAGAAUGCUCCAAGAAUCAGCCAUUUACUUUUUGCAGAUGAUAGCAUUUUAUUCUUCAAAGCGAGUGUAAGAGCGGCAGAAAUAAUUGAUUCACUUCUUGCUGCUUAUAGUGAUGCAUCUGGACAACGAAUCAACUACGACAAGUCAUCAAUUUAUUUUAGCAAAAAAUGCAGCAAUACAUUAAAGGAGGAGAUAAAAAAGAAGAUAUGUGUGAAUAAUGAGGCACUGACUGAACGCUAUUUAGGAUUGCCAACUGAUGUGGGUAGGUCAAAAAAUGGUGCUUUUAAAUAUUUAAAAGACCAGAUAUGGAAUAAGGUGCAGGGAUGGAUGGAACAAUGCCUCUCAGCCGGCGGCAAAGAAGUGUUGAUUAAAGCUGUAGUCCAAGCAGUACCUACUUAUUCCAUGAGUUGUUUCAGACUACCAAGGGGACUAUGUCAAGCUAUUAAUGCAAUUAUUCGAAAAUUUUGGUGGGGUAGCAAGGAAGGGAAAAGGAAAAAUUGCUGGGUAUCAUGGGAAGAAAUGACUCAGCCUAAAUACCUUGGUGGGCUGGGAUUCAGGGAUAUAGAGCUCUUUAACUUGGCUCUUCUUGCUCGGCAGGCUUGGAGGAUUAUGCAAAAUUCAAAAUCCUUGAGUGCUAGGCUAUUGAAAGCAUUAUAUUUUCCUGAUAAACAUUUUCUUGAAGCAGUCUUGGGAAGUAGACCGUCACAAAUUUGGAGAGCUAUACUUGAUGGACGGGACGUUCUUGAGCAAGGAUUGAUCAAAAGAAUUGGAAAUGGUAAAAGUACAGAUAUUUGGAAACAUAAUUGGCUCCCAAGAGAUGGUGGGUUGCGGCCAAUUGCAUCAAAGCUAUCAAACCCACCCAGAUGUGUUAGUGAAUUAAUAGAUGGAAUAACUAUGCAAUGGAGGCAAGAUGUGAUUCAAAAGUACUUUUAUGAUAUGGAUGCUCAGGAAUCAAAUACAAGAUUGGCUUGAUGGCAAAGUAGAGAGCUCGGACACUGAAGGAGCUAAAAAAAGAUGGAAAUUAUUCUGGAAGGUCAAGGUACCAUCAAAAAUUCAUAUCUUUGCUUGGAGAUUGGCCCAUAAUUCUUUAAGUACCGGUGAAGUUCUUAAAGAAAGGUCAAUGAGUGAACAUAGUGGAUGCAAGUUAUGUGGUGCUAUUAUUGACUCGUGGCGCCAUGCUCUUUUCUAUUGUACAAUGUCAAGAUGUGUUUGGACUCUAGUAGAUGAGGAUCUCAUUGACCAUAUUGCUGCAACUGAGAUUAAUAAUCCAAAGAUGUGGCUGUUUUUUAUGCAGGAAACUUUAUCGGCAAAAGAAUUUCAGAAACUUCUAAUCAUAUGUUGGGCAAUCUGGAGGGCACGAAGAAUGGCAUUACAUGAGGGUAUAUUUCAAAGCCCAUUAUCAAUAUUCAGCUUUAUUACAAAAUAUCUUGAUGAUCUCAAACUGGCUGGUUUGAUUGAGGACAUUGAUAUGACCAAGUCAACAAGAAACAAGAAAUCAGCUCCCAAAUGGAUACCUCCACCUGAAGCUUUCGUGAAGUUCAAUGUUGAUGCUGCGGUGGCACGAGCUGAAGAUAAGGGGACUGUUAGUGUGGUGUGUCGAGAUAAUGUAGGGAAUUAUGUGGCUGCAAGUGCUAUGGUCAUUGAUGGUUUAACUGAUCCGUCAUCUUUGGAAGCUUUGGCUUGUAAUGAAGCAAUUUCUUUGGCCAUGGACAUUGGGGUGCGUAAGUGUGUAAUAGCUUCAGAUUGCUUGGAAGUGAUUUUGAAUCUUCAGAAGCAAAGUUUGUGUGCUUAUUCCUCAGUGUUGAAGGAAAUUAAAGCUAGAAGCACUUUGUUUCAGGAAGUAGUUUUUAAGCAUGAAGGUAGAGAAUCAAAUUGUGAGGCCCAUGCUCUUGCUAAAGGUGUUUGUAAAUUGGCACCAGGGAGAUAUUUAUGGCUCCUUGGGCGUCUAGAAAUUUUGCAUGUACCUCAAAACAUUAUGAAUUAA